Messenger RNA from Paramuricea clavata, 576 nucleotides. Lineage: Eukaryota; Metazoa; Cnidaria; Anthozoa; Malacalcyonacea; Plexauridae. The record is from the annotation of a GenBank genome assembly.
AUGAUGCGAGUGAUUAGACCAUUUGUGAACAACCGCAUGGCGGUGAACCUGGCUAAGGAAAUCUUUAAUAUCAAUAUCAAUGAAUCUUCAUCUACAAUCGUAAGAGAAUUAAACUCUCCCGAAGCUAGGUGUUUUUAUUUGCGAGGGUCCUUGCCAUAUGAUAGAGAGCGAGAGUUUACGCUUAAAGUUUGUAAGUUUGCUGAUUUUGGAGAAGAGCGAGGGAUAAUUGAUGAAUUAAAUGAUGUUAUGAUCAGUGUGAAUAAUCGUGGCAUACCAUGCUCUAUUCCGCAACAAACAUCAAAUGGCAAGCUUUAUGAAAUGAGAAAGCUGAGUGCUACCCGAGACCGUCACACACAGAAAGCAAAGAACGAAGUAUCGGAGAAUUCUCUUCUUGAUUGCGUUGUUCGUUUGUUAUCUUAUAUUCCAGGAGAAAACAUGAGAGGUGUUCCCUGUGAUUUCAAUAUGUUUUAUCAAGUUGGCUAUUUUGCUGCUGAAAUAGACAAAGUUUUAAAGGUUUGUAUACGCGUAAUUGUGGCAAGUGGCAAUAUCUGCAACGUGGAAAUUUAUAAAUAUUAA